GUCCUCAGCGGGGGGAUGACAGGCACGAGGAGCAGGUGGAAAUGUUCUAUGGACUCGCCUAACUACAAAUCUAAAGAAAACUCCAAAACCUUUUGGCUGAAAACUCAGUUACCUACAGACUUCUGCAGGUACUGGUCCCGGAGCAGAGCGAGUCCUGGUCCACGACCUGAACCGGGAGCGAUGAUGUGGCUGAUCGUGUUGGCCAGUUUACUUCAGUGCGCCUCGGCCUACGAUGUGGAUCUGAAGAAGCUGGAGGGGCUGGCGAAAGCGAGGGUGGAGUCAUGUGGUGGAUGACAGCUGAACAGGCUCAGAGAGGUCAAAGCCUUUGUGGUCCAGGACAUUCCUCUUUACCAUAACCUGGUGAUGAAGCAUAUUCCUGGAGCCGACCCUGAGCUCGUCCUCCUGAACCACUAUUUUGAGGAGCUGGAUCGGGUCCCUCUGUCCGACAUGUCCCGCUCCGAGAUCAACGAGCUGCUGGAGAAGCUUGGCUUCUACAAGAAGGCCCAACCUGAGGACGAGGUGCCGGAGGAGUUUCGCUUCUCUCCUGCCAAAGACAGCCCGUUUAAAGACGAGCCGGCCUACAAAUCCUCCACUGCCUCUCUCGCCACAGAGAACGCCUCCUCCGAGCCCAAGGCAGAAGCCGAGCACACUGACCUAUAACCCGUCAGAGUGGAGAACAGUAGGAAUCUCACAGUACCACUAAACCCUGUAGCUGCUCCACGACCAGCUGGCUAUUGAUGACAGCAAUUCUUGUAAUUUCAGAGGUAGACCAGCAGAUCAUGGAUCAGCUCAGGCAAGGACACAAUCUUAGCAUCAGCAAAAGGCCUUUAAAAGGUCCACAGUCUGAAUUUGCACAUUUUUCUUGCUGUUUGUUCUUGUUUUCGCAGUGAUAACCCAACAGGCUGCUUUGUGAGCGCUUUUCUACUCUCUACACAAAGACUGGAAGUGUGUAUGUUUUUUUUUUUUUUUGGUCCAUCAUGUGUCCGUUGUCUUCAGGAUCUCUGCCUCUCUUGAGUUCUCUUGUGUGUCUGAUUGCUUCCCACCUACUGCGAAACUGAAUGAAGCCUCAGGCUGAAAACUGUCUGACUGGCCUGAGGCUGAUGCUACAUGUUCUGGUGGGUGGGACUAAUGCACACAAGGGAAUCCAAGUGGAAGCAUUGUAAAGGAAGAAAAUAAUAAAAUAUUAGAAAAAAUAA
Messenger RNA from Centropristis striata (black sea bass), 1196 nucleotides. RefSeq names its product selenoprotein M (gene selenom). The record is from RefSeq and is a predicted model, not a curated record. The transcript has 7 exons. Gene Ontology annotation, cellular component: endoplasmic reticulum lumen. NCBI's taxonomy places the organism in Eukaryota, Metazoa, Chordata, Actinopteri, Perciformes, Serranidae. Gene Ontology annotation, molecular function: oxidoreductase activity.